Penicillium concentricum is the source of this 1074-nucleotide messenger RNA. RefSeq lists its product as uncharacterized. Lineage: Eukaryota; Fungi; Ascomycota; Eurotiomycetes; Eurotiales; Aspergillaceae. The record is from RefSeq and is a predicted model, not a curated record. Bases 1 to 1074 code for a protein of 357 amino acids. The transcript is spliced from 4 exons.
AUGUUCCGCGAACAUAUUACUAGGGCUGAGCUGAGCCCUAUGGAGGGAGUCUUUGGAUCAGCAGAAAGCCGCGAUCAGAUCACAUUCGAGCUCGAACAACCAUUAGCUUCUUCGAAAACGCUCAACGCAUUCCAAAUGCCGGCAGGAGACCACUCAUUUUUAUUCAACUUUCCGCUUCCAAGUAAGAUUCUCGACACAGUGACUGGGGCAAACAAUCAAUAUCACACAUAUCGGGUAGAGGUCAUUAUCGAGCGACGCCUCAAAAGCGAUUUCGUGGUCUUGCAGCCGGUUAGAAUAUACCAAGUUUCCGAUUUGGAAACAAGCUAUUUAAGGCCUCAUUGCCCGCUGACCCUCGAGGGCCACUCCAACGACAAUAUCCAGUAUUGCCUCUCCAUCACUGACCGAAAUGUUCCCUUUGGUUGCACAUUUCCAGUAGAAUGCUGGUUUGCACCGCUGUUAAAAUACGCCACACUCAACACUGUCACAAUCAAAGUGGUUGAGAAACAGACUGCGCGGUUGGAAGCUACUGCUGCAGAAUCAGUGCGACACAACUUACGGUUUAUCACUGCAGCACAAACCCAAACUGUUUUCUCAAAAACUAUCAAUUUCUCUCAAGCGGAUGAGUCACCGGUAGACGGUCUUUCGGAAAUUGAAUGGCGCUUUACUACACCAGUCUCUCUGCCCGAGAGUCUCGACGCGUGCUCGCAGAGUAUCUCGACCAGACAUAUCAAGAUCAGCCAUGAGCUCUCUAUCGCUGCUGAGUUCCGCGAUGAGGCGGGGGAUACGACAGCUGUGAUCACGCAAUUUGUUCCAUUUAAGAUAUAUAUGACAUCUAAUGUGAUCGGAGAAAAUGCGUUCAUUCGUGGGCAAGAUAUUCAACACAUGCAGGGAAGCCGAAGUCCUCCUCCAGCUUACACUGAGCGUUUUUCGGAUUUGAUAGUCUCGGCAGCUGCUCAACUGGAUCUAUGUGGGCAUCUGAUGCUAGCGGAGAUUAAUUCUCCGCGUUCGUCAAGUGAACAAAGUGCGAGUAUUCACACUGCUGAGCCUUCUCCCCGGUACGAAGAGGUCGUAUAG